AUGAAAAUCGAGAAUCGCACCUUUAUUGUGUCAGGCGGGUCAUCCGGUUUGGGUCUUGCAACGGUGCACGAUCUUCUCACUCACAAGGCGUAUAUUGCCAUUCUCGAUCGCUCUGCACCUCCAACGGAUGUAAUUUCUUCCAGGGUCAAGUACUUCAAAACAGACAUCACAGAUGUUGCCCAAAUCAAUGGCGCUGUCGAGGGAACAGUCGCAUGGACAAAAGAUACGGGAGCCGUUUUGGGUGGUGUAAUCAAUUGCGCAGGAGUGGGAACAGCAGCGAAAAUUAUUGAUGCACACGGAGAACCGCAUUCUCUCGAUCUUUGGAAUUUCGCCAUAGAUGUGAAUCUCACUGGGUCGUUCAACCUCUCACGCCUUGCUUUGAAACACCUAGUCAAGGUUGCUCCUGAAGAAGGAAGCGACGGGGAAAGAGGUGUCGUGAUAUUCGUUGCAAGUGCUGCUGCCUUCGAGGGUCAGCCAGGUCAAACGGCAUACUCUGCCACGAAAGGUGCUCUUCGGUCCAUGACUCUCCCGAUGGCGCGCGACCUCGCUCGACACGCCGUUCGUGUCGUUACCAUUGCACCUGGAGUGUUCGACUCCAGCAUGACUGCCAACUUCCCCGCAAAGACGCGCCGUAGCCUUGAGAAUGAGGGCAUUGUAUAUCCCCGGCGUUUUGGACAACCUGUGGAGUUUGCAAGAACGGUUAGAUGGAUUCUCGACUGCCCUUACGUGAAUGGGGAGACCAUUCGGUUGAGCGGCGGUGGAAGACUUCCAGGAAAGCUGUAG
Messenger RNA from Laccaria bicolor S238N-H82, 783 nucleotides. It is a transcript of the gene HCD-1, whose product is annotated as 3-hydroxy-acyl-CoA-dehydrogenase. The record is from RefSeq and is a predicted model, not a curated record. Lineage: Eukaryota; Fungi; Basidiomycota; Agaricomycetes; Agaricales; Hydnangiaceae. The coding region runs from base 1 to 783 and encodes 260 amino acids. Gene Ontology annotation, molecular function: oxidoreductase activity. The transcript is spliced from 3 exons.